This is a messenger RNA of Dovyalis caffra, 207 nucleotides long. The record is from the annotation of a GenBank genome assembly. Lineage: Eukaryota; Viridiplantae; Streptophyta; Magnoliopsida; Malpighiales; Salicaceae.
AUGAGAGCUAGCAGAGCAAGAAAGUUGCUUCAAAAGAAGGAAGAACAGAGAGUUGUUGAUAAAGCUUCUGGUAUUUAUUUGCAUAGUGAUUAUUCAGAUGAUGAAUCUCUGAUAGGGGGUGUUAGUAAACUUGUUGUUUUUGUCAAGCUUGGGGUCAGUGGGAUAACUAGGUGGAGAAAACCUGUUCAAUUGGUUAGAUUAUCUUAG